Gorilla gorilla gorilla (western lowland gorilla) is the source of this 2958-nucleotide messenger RNA. RefSeq names its product sirtuin 7 (gene SIRT7). The record is from RefSeq and is a predicted model, not a curated record. Gene Ontology annotation, cellular component: nucleus; chromatin. The coding region runs from base 1372 to 2487 and encodes 371 amino acids. The transcript is spliced from 7 exons. Gene Ontology annotation, molecular function: NAD+ binding; histone H3K18 deacetylase activity, NAD-dependent. Lineage: Eukaryota; Metazoa; Chordata; Mammalia; Primates; Hominidae.
ACUCGCCUUUAAAGCAGCUCUAAGGUUUUUUCUCUUAAAGAAACGAAAUGACCAAAACUUACCUAAGGUAAACGCUUUUUAAACGCUUGGCCUCUGUGUUACAGCCAGUUAAAAAAAACAAGGAGUAGAGAUACGAAUGGGGUGUAGUAGCCGACUGCUCGCAGGCACCCCCAGGUUAUGUGGACAGAGCUAAGCCCAAAGUUGUCGUGAUUUUCCACUCUGUUCUGUCCAUGUUGAGGGAAGAUGAGUAGAAAGUGACACAGUAAGAGCCAGAAUACACCAGGUGAAGGAGAGAAUUGCAUUGUGUUUUGAGAAGUUUCACUGACAAGUUAUCCUGGGCUGUGGGACAUCACUAGCUUUGAAAGUGUAGCUGGCACCUCGUCCAUCUAAUCUGGUGGGUGUGUGUGGGGUGUUGGGCACGCGUCGGCCUAGCAGAUCUGAACCCAGGUGAUUUCUGUUCUCAGGAAGCUUUUAGGUGACAAGGAUCAGGCAUGUGAACAAAUAACCAUACUGUAAAGCUGGCUGUGCUGGGUCGCUAGAACAAACGCAGACACACACUCUGCGCUCUUGGAGUUGGGAAACCCACCUGCGUUGGCUUUUUGUGGGAGGUGGCCUUGAUUGGGCCUUGAAGGAUGGGUGAGAUUUACAGAAGGUUGGAAUGAGGCACUCCAAGCAAAGAACAGCAGAGGCUCAGCAGCAAGAAUGCAAAAAGGGAGUUCACUACUGACUCAAAUACCCGGAGCCCUGGGGUUUAGUCUCCUCCCUCCACAAGUCACAUGUAAAAGUCCAGUCAUGCUGGGCGCGGUGGCUCAUGCCUAUAAUCCUAGCACUUUGGGAGGCCGAGGUGGGCGGAUCAUGAGGUCAGUAGUUCAAGAACAGCCUGGCCAACACGGUGAAACCCUGUCUCUACUAAAAACACAAAAAUUAGUCGGGCAUGGUGGCGGGCGCCUGCAAUCCCAGCUACUCGAGAGGCUGAGGCAGGAGAAUCACUUGAAACUGGAAGGCGGAGGUUGCAGUGAGCCGAGAUCGUGCCACUCCACUCCAGCCUGGGCGAAAGAGUUAAACUCCGUCUCUCAAAAAAAAAAAAAAAAGUCCAGUCAUGUAAUUGUGCAACAAUCGUGUGACCUCUUAUGGAACUUCCAAUGGCAACUAAAAGCACAUGCAGCUAGUGGAUUUCAUCUGAGUGUUUGAGGUUCCCGUCUUGAAUGUGACUGUCGGAACUACUGCCCAGGGGGGUGGUGCAUUUUUCUGAGUUUAAGCAGGAGUCGGGAGUCCCCAAAAGGGAACACAAGACACCUUGAUCCUGGCAUAUCUUGUGUGCCCUCUGUGGGCCUCAGUUUGUUUCACAGGAUUGAAAACCUGGGAAGUUAGAUGCUCAUCUCAUCUGGAGAAGUUGUUCUGCCUUUGUUAAGGUGGAGCGGGAAUAGUCAGCACUGGGACGUGAGAAUGGACAGUCGCCUGGACCCACCUAGGGAUUCACCAUUUGCUAAAUGUGCAGCAUCUAUCCCAGACUACCGGGGCCCUAAUGGAGUGUGGACACUGCUUCAGAAAGGGAGAAGCGUUAGUGCUGCCGACCUGAGUGAGGCCGAGCCAACCCUCACACACAUGAGCAUCACCCGUCUGCAUGAGCAGAAGCUGGUGCAGCAUGUGGUGUCUCAGAACUGUGACGGGCUCCACCUGAGGAGUGGGCUGCCGCGCACGGCCAUCUCCGAGCUCCACGGGAACAUGUACAUUGAAGUCUGUACCUCCUGCGUUCCCAACAGGGAGUACGUGCGGGUGUUCGAUGUGACAGAGCGCACCGCCCUCCACAGACACCAGACAGGCCGGACCUGCCACAAGUGUGGGACCCAACUGCGGGACACCAUUGUGCACUUUGGGGAGAGGGGGACGUUGGGGCAGCCUCUGAACUGGGAAGCGGCGACCGAGGCUGCCAGCAGAGCAGACACCAUCCUGUGUCUAGGGUCCAGCCUGAAGGUACGUGCUGAUGACACCGUGAGUGAACCGAGCCCCCGCCCGCCCGAGGGUGUCCAGCUCUGCGGCCCAGCACUCUACAGACUUGUCCCUUGUGUGUGUGCGGUGUCUGUCUGCCUGCUUCCACAGGUUCUAAAGAAGUACCCACACCUCUGGUGCAUGACCAAGCCCCCUAGCCGGCGGCCGAAGCUCUACAUCGUGAACCUGCAGUGGACCCCGAAGGAUGACUGGGCUGCCCUGAAGCUACAUGGGAAGUGUGAUGACGUCAUGCGGCUCCUCAUGGCCGAGCUAGGCUUGGAGAUCCCCGCCUAUAGCAGGUGGCAGGAUCCCAUUUUCUCACUGGCGACUCCCCUGCGUGCUGGUGAAGAAGGCAGCCACAGUCGGAAGUCGCUGUGCAGAAGCAGAGAGGAGGCCCCGCCUGGGGACCGGGGUGCACCGCUUAGCUCAGCCCCCAUCCUAGGGGGCUGGUUUGGCAGGGGCUGCACAAAACGCACAAAAAGGAAGAAAGUGACGUAACCAGGUGCUCGAUGAAGAACAGUUGGCACUUUGCAGAUGGCCAGUGUCACGGUGAAGGCUGGGUUGCCCCCACGGGUCUAGGGAGAACUCUUUGGGGAUGACAUUUUCACCGUGACAUUUUUAGCCAUUUGUCCUUGAGGAAGCCCCUUGCACUGCUGCGGUUGUACCCUGAUACGGCUUGGCCAUCGAGGACACCUGCCCAUCCGGCCUCUGUGUCAAGAGGUGGCAGCCGCACCUUUCUGUGAGAACGGAACUCGGGUUAUUUCAGCCCCGGCCUGCAGAGUGGAAGCGCCCAGCGGCCUUUCCUCACUCACCAGGCCAGUCUCAGGGCCUCACCGUAUUUCUACUACUACUUAACGAAAAAGUGUGAACUUUAUAAUCCUCUCUGUACUGGAUGUGCGGCAGAGGGGUGGCUCCGAGCCUCGGCUCUAUGCAGACCUUCUUAUUUCUAUUAAACGUUUCUGCACUGGC